Molecule: messenger RNA, 4295 nt
Organism: Pseudoliparis swirei
Lineage: Eukaryota; Metazoa; Chordata; Actinopteri; Perciformes; Liparidae
Gene: ncoa5
Product: nuclear receptor coactivator 5
Exons: 10
Coding region: 1830-3875 (681 amino acids)
Biological process (GO): regulation of signal transduction
Cellular component (GO): nucleoplasm
Molecular function (GO): RNA binding
Source: RefSeq, a predicted model, not a curated record
GAAGGGUUGCUCCCUUAAAAAACAUGUGAAUAUUCUCCAUCCAUGAAUGUAAUGACAUAUAAAUCCUUUUUUAUCUUUGUAAUGUGUGUUGGGAUUGAAUUUAUUUUAUUCUCUGGCAUGUUUGCCACUUAAAGAUGUGGCAACUUAUCCUCAAGACAUUUCAAAUCAUUUCUUUCAUUGAAGAAAAAAACAUUCGUACAUUGGUGUCUUUCGAGGCGAUCGCGAGUCCAACGAUUUCAUUUCAUCAACGAUUUCCCUCGAGAUGUUUUUACCAUUUCAAGAGAAGAGGAUCAUUUGGAAAAAAUUCUGCAUACGCCGUUUGAGGAUUAUCUGCACCGUUAAUUAAUGAAACCAUACAAACCCAAUGGGGCACAUUUGUCUUGCCUCAAAUGAAAUCAGCCACAAUGUUGGCCUAACAAUGUUGGGCAAUGUUCCCCAAAACGUAAAGGCACAGUGAUGCGUUUUUCCUAAAAAGCAAUGUCUUGACUCGCACACAAAUGAUUCGUCUUAAUCCUCACUAAUGGCCCAAGACACGUGUGGCGACGUCGGUACCUGCAGAGACCCGGGCCUCUGCCUGGAUCCUCUCCUUGUCUUUUCAUUGAGGUCGGCGCAUUCCUGGGGGUCCACCUCUUUAACGACGUAGCGGCCAGUUGCCAGAUCGUCAACUCAUCCAGAGGAAACUGAAAAUGCUGGAAAACGACACAAAUGAAGCCGAGUGCAGCCGCGCGCUGGUUCAAACCAAAAGUGACGCGUGUCAACUGAUAAAAGCAAAUCAGCAUUUUUAACGACUUUUUCGGGUUUUUUUUGCGUGAAAUCCAGGAAAAGUGUUUCCCCAUCGACUUGCAGUCGUUUACUGUUAUCACAGCGCCGGUGAGACUUCAUUAGGAUGUUCUGGACUUUCGCAGGAGGAAAUUCUCCCUAAUUGGACUUUGUCGAAUUUUAAUUUAAUAACCCUGUAGUAUAUCCUACAACGAACAACGACGUCAUAUAAAAUGCGCCCUGAGUCGCGCUGCAGCUUUAAAUUCAGAUGUCAAGUGAUGUCAAUAAAAAAUAUAUAUAUAUAUUAUCUUCUAAAAGGAAAAAUGAAUAUGCAGAAACUUUCUUUGGUUAUCACUUGUUGACAUCAUUGCUGAACGGCGAAUUAAUGUCAGGACUCUGAUGGCGCGAUCAUAUUGGGCUCUAAACGUUUGAAAUUGAAUCAUUUUCAAGGCAAUAUUUCCGUCCGGGAGCCCAGAGAAAAGGGGAAAAGCCCGUUGGAAGCUUUUCAAGUGCACAUUUAUCAGAUCGGGUACGGACUACGAAAGGUUCUACGAAGCUUUCACGUCGUCACGCUGCUGCGUCACCGGAUUUGUGCGGCGAAUUCACAUUUGCGUUUUAAUACGCUGCGUAUUUAUUAAUCAUGCCGCUCGCUCUCUCUCUCUCUCGUACGUUUCAGCGAAGCGUUAAAUCUAAUAAUAUCCAGUUGUGCAAGUGAGCGCCAAAGAAAUGUAUCGGACACACUCAUGAACUGUUUUUCAAUUAGUUUUUAAAGGUUUCCGAAGAAUUUGCGACUCAACCGGCACGACCCGUUUUAAAUUUUGCUGCAUUUGAACAUUUAUUUGCCACAUUUCCAUUGUCUGAAUUUUUGGUGUCAUUUUGAUUUGCACCUUUUGCAAUGCUGCCACUUUUCAUGCCUCCCCAAGAUAUUUGAUCUCUUCUCUUCAAUCACUGACACGUUUCAGGAUUUCGGACGACAAUUUAAAGGCGCCGGUUCGCGAACGGACCGCACUUUUUCACGCAUUUUGAGACGCCCGAAGAAAGAAAAGGAAGCGGUAAACCCACGUCGAGUCAUGUCUCGCCGACGAAGCCACAGCCCGUCCCCGUCCCGCACCUGCAGCAGCAGCGAUCCUCGAGAUUUGGAGAGGCGGAUAUUUGUUGGGAAUUUGCCGACCUCCGACAUGGAAAAGAAGGAUUUGGAAGAGCUGUUCGGCCCUUAUGGGAAGAUAAUCGGCGUGUCCCUGUUUCGUGGGUUCGGAUUUGUACAAUUUGAACGUGUUGAGGAAGCGGAAGCUGCAAAGUCUGGCCAAAAGGGUCGAAUAUAUAAAGGUUAUAAAAUAGAUGUAAAUAUGGCAGUGGAGCGACGGCAAGCUAAACCUCAAUCCCAGCAGAGCCCUCCACGAAGGGCCGGCUCCGCCUCCACCGCCCCCCUCGCCGCCUACGGCGGUUACGCCGACGGCAAAGAGCCUCGGCCGCGCUCGCGCUCGCCCGUCUACGGCCGCGAGUCUCGAGAUGGCCGCGAGCCUCGGGAGGGCCGCGAGCCUCGGGAGGGCCGCGAGCCUCGGGAGGGCCGCGACGGCCGCGAGCCUCGGGAGGGCCGCGAGUCACGGGACGGCCGCGACGCGAGGGACUCGGCCAGAGAGGCGAGGCCGGCCGGCCACUCUCGCGACCACGACUACCGGUACCGCGCCGCCGAGACCAGAGACAAAGACGCCAGGGAUCCUGCGUACAGCAGAGACGACUACGACCGAUUCUACCGCGGCGGCAGCGGCGCAGAAGAGUUCUACCGGAGGAAGGAGGAGCCCCACAGGGACCCGUACCGAGAUGCCUGGAACGGACGCCGCGAGCCAGAAGCCGCCGCCGCCGCCGCCGCCAGCCUCGCUUCCGCGGCGGACGACCGCGCUCGACCGGAGGAGCGCCGCCGCAACGAGUUGUACCGGCAGUACUACGAGGAGCUGCAGCGGCGCUCCGACAGCGAGCGGCCCGUCGACUGCUCGGUGAUCGUCGUCAACAAGGCGCAAAAUGUGUACAUGUGCUUCACAAACACCUGUCGGGAGUAUGCUGAGACGGUCGGACGUAAAGUCCGUGACCUGGGCAUGGUGGUGGAUCUGAUCUUCCUCAACACCGAGGUGUCCCUCACCCAGGCGCUGGAGGACGUCGGCAGAGCCCGCACGCCGUUCGCCAUCAUCAUCACCCAGCAGCACCAGGUCCACCGGUCCUGCACCGUCAACAUCUUGUUCGGCACACCGCAAGAGCAUCGCAACAUGCCGAUGCAGGACGCCAUGAUGCUGGUCGCCCACAACUACGACACCUACAAAGUGGAAAACCGUGAAAAAGAGCGCGAGGAGAUCGCCAGGAAGGCCGCCAAGAUGGCGGACGACGUGCUGCUCCGGGAGCCGGACAGGGAGAGCCACCCCGUCUCCGUGCUCACCUCCAUCACCCUGCUGUCGGAGAACAGAUUUGUAACCCCCGAUGAAAUGGACACGCUCAUCGCGUACCUGAAGGACAAAAGAGCUCGGCUGCUGCGAAGCGCCGCAGAUCCAGCCGGAGUCCACGGUGCGGCUCCGGCGGCGGCGCACCGCGACGUCCCCGCCUCCGCCGCGGGGCUGGCUCCUCCCUCCCACUCCGCUCUCGCCCAACCGCAGUCCGGCCACCUCGGCCUCCCGGCGGCGGCGACGAGCGCCGCGGCGACCCCGAGCCACCAGCAGGAGCUGCAGGCCAAGAUCCUCAGCCUGUUCAACAGCGGCGGCGGGGCCCCGGCGGCGGGCGCCGGAGGCCCGGCCCCCGCCUCCCAGUCCAAGGCGUACGCCGCUCUCGGCCCGGCCCCCGUCCAGGUCCCGCCCCGCCAGCCCAUGGCGGGCCCCUCCGCGGGCGCGUCCCAGGGUUACGGCGCCCCGCCGGGACGCAUGCAGGUCCCACCGGGGGGGCAGAGGCUCCCCUCGUCCGCUUCGGGCAUCAAUUUUGACAACCCGAGUGUGCAGAAAGCGCUGGACACGCUCAUCCAGAGCGGACCGUCUCUGAACCACCUGGUGAGCCCCGCCGCCGCCGCCGCCGCUCAGCAGCCCCCCAGCAGCAUGGGCCAGGCCCCGCCUCUCUCCAUGUACCCCCGACAUUACUGACAGACGAAUGAAUCACGUCCCUGUGACACGUAGACGCCACGUCGGCCCUCUGCAGUGAGUUUACCCGCUGUAAUAUUGGUAGGUUGGAUGUUUUGUAAAAGCUUUUAAUCCGUGUUUCUUUAGUGUUGUGUUUUAGUUUGAUUCCGGUUAUUACACGGUUAUUACAAUCUGUUGGAUGACUUGUCCAGACUACCUAAAGGUCUGUGUUUUCAAUUGUUAUUAGCCAGAAGGUAAUUAUUAAUUGAUUCUCGUGACACGUGACAUGAACUGAGGAGAAGUGACGUGUGUAAAAGUACAUUAUAUAUUUUGGUUUAUGAUGGACUCCUUUGUUCUUUUCCAACCGUGAUUUGUUUUAGUCUUUUUUUUAAUUUGUAACACUUUCAUUGUCAAAACAAGACGAGAUUAAAAACUCCAGACACA